Molecule: messenger RNA, 1331 nt
Organism: Oryza brachyantha (malo sina)
Lineage: Eukaryota; Viridiplantae; Streptophyta; Magnoliopsida; Poales; Poaceae
Product: MADS-box transcription factor 1
Exons: 8
Coding region: 205-984 (259 amino acids)
Biological process (GO): positive regulation of transcription by RNA polymerase II
Cellular component (GO): nucleus
Molecular function (GO): RNA polymerase II cis-regulatory region sequence-specific DNA binding; DNA-binding transcription factor activity, RNA polymerase II-specific; protein dimerization activity
Source: RefSeq, a predicted model, not a curated record
AGAGAGAGAGAGAGAGAGAGAGAGAGAGUACUUAUUACUUAACGCGAGCCAAGCAUACGAUCAGGCAGUGCAAAGCAUCAUAUCCCUCUUCUCUUUGCAGCCAUAAAGUGAUAGCAAGGCCAGGCAGCGAAGGGGACAGAGUAGAGAGAGAGAGAAAGAGAGAGGAGAGGAGAGGGGUUGCCGUCGCCGGCGAGGAGGAAGAAGAUGGGGAGGGGGAAGGUGGAGCUGAAGCGGAUCGAGAACAAGAUCAGCCGGCAGGUGACGUUCGCCAAGCGCCGGAACGGCCUGCUCAAGAAGGCGUACGAGCUCUCGCUGCUCUGCGACGCCGAGGUCGCCCUCAUCAUCUUCUCCGGCCGCGGCCGCCUCUUCGAGUUCUCCAGCUCAUCAUGCAUGUACAAAACACUGGAGAGGUACCGCAGCUGCAACUACAACUCACAGGAUGCAGCAGCUCCGGAAAACGAAAUUAAUUACCAAGAAUACCUGAAGCUGAAAACAAGAGUUGAAUUUCUACAAACCACACAAAGAAAUAUUCUUGGUGAGGAUCUGGGCCCACUAAGCAUGAAGGAGCUGGAGCAGCUUGAGAACCAAAUAGAAGUAUCCCUCAAGCAAAUCAGGUUAAGAAAGAACCAAGCACUACUUGAUCAGCUCUUUGAUCUGAAGACCAAGGAGCAACAACUGCAAGAUCUCAACAAAGACCUGAGGAAAAAGUUACAGGAAACCAGUGCAGAGAAUGUGCUCCAUAUGUCCUCCUGGCAGGAUGGUGGUGGGCACAGCGGCUCAGCUACUGUUCUUGCUGCUGAUCAGCCUCAUCAUCAUCAGGGGCUUCUUCACCCUCACCCAGAUCAGGGUGAUCACUCCCUGCAGAUUGGGUAUCAUCAUCCUCAUCCUCACCACCAUCAGGCCUACAUGGACCAUCUGAACAAUGAAGCAGCAGACAUGAUUGCUCAUCACCCCAAUGAACACAUCCCAUCCGGCUGGAUAUGAUGUGUGUUUGAUCAGUUCAGAUAGCAAACAAGAAGCUAGCCAGUGCAUGCCCAUGGAUCGAUGAACCAAAACAUGGCCCUGUAAUCCAGUAAUUACGGGCAUAUGUAAUGUAAUCCCUGAUCUAUAUUUCGCGAAUACGUGCUCUCGAUCUUGCGACUUCUUCCCAAACAGUUAAUCAGGGGAAUAAUAAUUCGUUUGAUGCACGCAUGUGUUGUCUCUGUAUCGUAGGUCCAUCGGUAACAUACUUGAUUGGUUCUGGAUCUACUAGUAGUAAUCAAGAAGUUAGAACUCAACUUUGUCAUAUUUGUGAUGAUCUAUAUGUAUAUCUUGUGCUAAUCGAGUAUAUA